AUGAAGGAGGUAGUGAGAAAGGAAGUCGUGAAGCUAUUAGAUGCAGGACUUAUUUACCCGAUAUCAGAAAGUUCAUGGGUGAGCCCUGUUCAUGUGGUACCUAAAAAAGGAGGUACAACGGUGAUAGCUAAUGAAAAGAAUGAGUUGAUUCCUACCAGAACGGUCACUGGGUGGCGGGUGUGUAUAGACUACAGAAGACUAAAUUUGGCCACAAGGAAAGACCACUUUCCGUUGCCAUUCAUUGACCAGAUGUUAGAAAGAUUGGCCGGGCAUGACUAUUAUUGUUUUCUGGAUGGGUACUCUGGAUACAACCAAAUUGCGGUUGCACCGGAGGAUCAAGAGAAGACGGCCUUUACUUGCCCAUACGGUAUCUUCGCUUAUAGAAGGAUGUCGUUCGGGUUGUGUAAUGCCCCAGCGACAUUUCAAAGAUGCAUGACUUCCAUCUUUGCUGAUAUGCUUGAGAAGCAUAUGGAAGUCUUCAUGGAUGACUUCUCUGUUUUUGGUUCCUCAUUUGAUAACUGUCUAGCUAACCUUUCACUUGUUUUGCAGCGAUGUCAAGAAAGUAAUCUGAUCCUAAAUUGGGAGAAGUGCCAUUUUAUGGUACGAGAAGGCAUUGUUCUUGGUCACAAGAUUUCCCACAGGGGAAUCGAAGUCGAUCAAGCUAAGGUGGAAGUUAUCUCAAAAUUACCACCACCUGUGAAUGAGAAAGGUAUUCGGAGUUUCUUAGGCCAUGCGGCAUUCUACCGUAGAUUCAUAAGGGAUUUUUCAAAGAUAGCCAAACCUCUGACUACUUUGUUGGUUAAAGAUAAGACUUUUGUAUUCGAUAAAGAGUGUGCCGAUGCAUUUGAGACACUGAAAAAUAAACUAGUGUCGGCACCCAUUGAUUCGAAACCCAGGCUCCUGAGAUGGAUUUUACUUCUCCAAGAGUUCGAUGUAGAGAUCCGCGACAAGGAAGGGUGUGAGAACACUGUUGCAGAUCAUCUUUCGCGGAUGUCACCCAUUGAGGAGACAGAAGAGCGGCGUCCAAUAAAGGAUGAGUUCUAUCUAUGGGACGACCCAUACCUGUACAAGAGAGGAGUAGAUGGGUUGAUACGACGAUGUGUUCCUGAGGAGGAGCAAAAGGAUGUGUUGAGAGCAUGUCAUGACUCUGAAUAUGGAGGUCAUUUCAGUGGGGAUCGUACUGCAUCCAAAGUCUUGCAGUCAAGAUUGUACUGGCCAUCAUUGUUCAAGGACUCCCAAGAGAUGGUCAAGGAAUGUGAUAAGUGUCAGCGUACUGGGAACAUAUCAAAAAGAAAUCAAAUGCCUCAGAAUUUCAUGUUAGAGGUAGAGUUAUUCGAUGUUUGGGGAAUUGACUUCAUGGGUCCGUUUCCACCAUCAUUCGGGAAGAACUACAUCUUAGUUGCAGUGGACUAUGUAUCGAAAUGGGUGGAGGCGGUAGCUUUACCAACUAAUGAUGCGAAGGUAGUAGUCAAGUUCUUGAGAGAAAACAUAUUUUCAAGGUUUGGAGUACCGAGAGCGCUGAUAAGUGAUGAAGGAACUCACUUCCUCAAUCACCUCAUGGAGAAGCUUCUUCAGAAGUACAAUGUGAAGCAUCGGAUAACCACUCCUUACCACCCUCAAACUAGUGGUCAGGUAGAGGUGUCUAAUAGACAGCUCAAACAAAUUCUAGAAAAGACAGUGAGUUCGUCACGAAAGGAUUGGGCAACAAAGCUAGAUGAUGCGUUAUGGGCUUACCUAACGGCGUUCAAAACGCCCAUCGGGAUGUCACCAUACCAGCUUGUCUACGGAAAAGCAUGUCACCUGCCUUUAGAGCUUGAACACAAGGCAUUUUGGGCAACUAAAUUCUUGAAUAUGGACUUAUCUCUAGCAGGAAAUUCUAGAAUUCUGCAGUUGCAUGAAUUAGAAGAGUUUCGGAAUCGUGCAUACGAAAAUGCCAAAGUUUACAAGGAACAGACCAAGAAGUGGCACGAUAGGAGGAUCCAGAAAAAAGAGUUUUGGGAGGGACAACUGGUCCUUCUGUACAAUUCCCGCUUGAAGCUAUUCCUGGGAAAAUUGAGGUCCAAAUGGUCGGGACCAUUUGUGGUUCAUAAGGUGUUCCCUUACGGAGCAGUUGAAAUUAAGAAUCAAGCUAAUGGAGACAUCUUCAAAGUUAAUGGGCAGAGACUAAAGCCAUAUUUCCAAGGUCAACCAGUUGGACAGGUGGUAGAGUUUGGACCGGUAGACGAAACUCGAGUAACAAGGCACGGAGAUUGA
Molecule: messenger RNA, 2253 nt
Organism: Vicia villosa (hairy vetch)
Lineage: Eukaryota; Viridiplantae; Streptophyta; Magnoliopsida; Fabales; Fabaceae
Exons: 4
Coding region: 1-2253 (750 amino acids)
Biological process (GO): DNA integration
Molecular function (GO): nucleic acid binding
Source: RefSeq, a predicted model, not a curated record